CUUCCAUCCACUUCCGCUCCCACAUCCACUCUCACCAACACACACCUCGCCCACCAUUCAGUUCCUCCGCUUCUUUUCGCGCGCCGCCAGCCCCGCAACCAUGAGCGCCGCCAAGACCAAGGCCCAAGGCAUCAUCGACGACAACGCCGUCGCCGUCUUCAGCAAGUCCUACUGCCCCUACUGCAAGGCGACCAAGUCGCUGCUCUCGGAGAUGGGCGCCAAGUUCUACGCCAUUGAGCUGGACCAAGUCGACGACGGCGCUGCCAUCCAGGACGCUCUUCAGGAUAUGACGGGCCAGCGCUCCGUGCCCAACAUCUUCAUUGCCAAGAAGCACAUUGGCGGCAACAGCGACCUGCAGGGCAAGAAGGGCGAGCUGCCGAAGAUGCUGCAGGCCGCCAAGGCUGUUUAGGCUGAGGCUGUUGAAGCCGAAGCUGAGGUCGAGGCCUUUGAGGCUGAGGCCGAGGUCAGGGCCCUUGAGGUCAAGGCUAAGGCAAUGCAAAGCGAAGCGGAGCCCUUCCUCACCGAACAAGACAAGACAUCCGGGCCCUUCCGGCGCCCCUCCCGUCACUACAGCAUUGACGGCCUCCGAACGAGCACAAGUGUCUUUAUUUUCCUAGACUUCACGAGCAAGCCAUCCAGUGCACGAGUCGAAUUGAAGGAAGCGAGGAGGCGAGCUAGAAAGCGUAUAUACCAUUACCAAGAUAUAGAAUUAGGUACGCAAUGCGAUG
Aplosporella prunicola CBS 121167 is the source of this 728-nucleotide messenger RNA. RefSeq lists its product as uncharacterized. Lineage: Eukaryota; Fungi; Ascomycota; Dothideomycetes; Botryosphaeriales; Aplosporellaceae. The transcript has 3 exons. Gene Ontology annotation, molecular function: glutathione disulfide oxidoreductase activity. Gene Ontology annotation, cellular component: cytoplasm; nucleus. Gene Ontology annotation, biological process: cellular response to oxidative stress. The record is from RefSeq and is a predicted model, not a curated record. Bases 101 to 409 code for a protein of 102 amino acids.